CGGUAAUGGUACUGAUGAGGGAUGAGUCAGGCUAUAUGAUGCUGAUGAUACUGCCAUUUCAUCAGCACAUUUUCACAAACAUCUCUUUAUCACUAAUCAUGAGAUUGACAAUAUGAAUUUACAAAGAAUUUACGGGCAUUCUGAAAGUAACUGGUCUUAACGCAAACGCCCCAGACGAUUAUGGGCAUUCGUUUGGUCAUUUAGUGCAUAUUCAAAGCGCGACUAGUUGCACAUUUAUCCUCACAAACACUCGGGUGUGCUUCGAUGCCUUGCUGGGGAACGUCGCGGUGUUAUACGCUUUCUGACUGAAAGACAGCGAAGAAUAUGGGGCUUGCCAUCCGCAGACAUUGAGAAGCAUAACCAAGAUAAAAUAAGAUAUGGAAGCUAUAUGGCUGUACCAGUUCCGGCUGAUUGUCAUUGGCGACUCGACGGUGGGGAAGUCUUGUUUGAUCAGACGCUUCACAGAAGGACGUUUUGCACAGGUGUCUGAUCCUACUGUUGGCGUAGACUUCUUCUCCCGUCUGGUGGAGAUUGAACCAGGCAAACGCAUCAAGCUUCAGAUCUGGGACACGGCAGGCCAAGAGAGAUUCAGAUCUAUCACAAGGGCUUAUUAUCGUAAUUCAGUGGGUGGCCUUUUGCUUUUCGACAUCACCAACCGGCGCUCCUUCCAGAAUGUCCACGAGUGGCUGGAGGAAGCGCGCAGUCACGUGCAGCCUCACAGCAUCGUCUUCUUACUGGUCGGCCACAAGUGUGACCUGGAGCAGCAGCGGCAGGUGAGCCAGCAGGAGGCAGAGAAACUGGCAGCCGCUUACGGCAUGCGCUACGUGGAGACCUCGGCCCGUGACGCCAUAAACGUAGAGAGGGCUUUCACAGAGCUGACGCGUGACAUCUUCGAGCUGGUCAAAUGUGGUGACAUCACCAUCCAGGAGGGCUGGGAGGGUGUCAAGAGCGGUUUCGUGCCCAACGUGGUGCAUUCGUCCGAGGAGGUGACCAAGAGUGACCGCCGCUGCCUCUGUUGAUCAAGUGACUCCUGUCGGCGUAUCAUGCUCCUUCACUGCAAAACCGUCGUUCUCCCUUAGCUUGACAUUCCCACUACUGCAACCCCACAAAUACUCUCAUCGCCUCAAUCAAUGUUUUCUGCUUUCAUAGUUACUUCCAAUAAAGUUCUCUUAAAAGUCAGUCCAAAUAAUGACUUCAAGAUAAGCAGAUGUGAAAUAACUGAAGCUUUGGUGAGGAAGAUGGAACUUGGGGAACUGAGUUGUGAGAACUGUUUGAGUAAAAGAUUGCAGAAACACACUGAUCCUUUGGAGCAAAGACGGACCCAAAAUUUACACCAAACGUUUAGCCGGUAAUGAUGGAUCAUUUGAGAGCAUGUACAGGAGGACCACACCAAUCCAAACAUCACAUUGGACCUAAGAUACUCAUUAAUAAUAAUUUCCUGUAAUUCCUUUUUUAAAAUAAUGUCAUUCAUCAGCGAUGCAUUAAAUUGAUCAAAAGUCACAGUAAAGACAUUUAUAAUGUUACAAAAGAUUUCAAAUAAAUGCUG
Megalobrama amblycephala (Wuchang bream) is the source of this 1546-nucleotide messenger RNA. RefSeq names its product RAB39B, member RAS oncogene family a (gene rab39ba). Gene Ontology annotation, biological process: Rab protein signal transduction. The record is from RefSeq and is a predicted model, not a curated record. NCBI's taxonomy places the organism in Eukaryota, Metazoa, Chordata, Actinopteri, Cypriniformes, Xenocyprididae. The coding region runs from base 378 to 1019 and encodes 213 amino acids. Gene Ontology annotation, molecular function: GTPase activity; GTP binding. The transcript has 3 exons. Gene Ontology annotation, cellular component: Golgi membrane.